Molecule: messenger RNA, 2001 nt
Organism: Exophiala bonariae
Lineage: Eukaryota; Fungi; Ascomycota; Eurotiomycetes; Chaetothyriales; Herpotrichiellaceae
Exons: 3
Coding region: 1-2001 (666 amino acids)
Biological process (GO): carbohydrate metabolic process
Source: RefSeq, a predicted model, not a curated record
AUGGCCUACCCUCAGGAGAUCUUCGGUCGGACGACACUCACAGAGGGAUCCCUCGUUGCACGAAGGCGUGAAGCUGUGGCUUCGAAAGCCCUAUCAUAUCAGCUAGAUGUUCUGCAGAAGACAGGCAGAUAUGAUGCAUUCAAAUUACAGUGGAUCCCUUCAUAUGGGGAUCCUCCUGAUCAUUGGCCAAUUCCAAACCAUCUCUUCUGGGAUUCUGAUAUUGGAAAGUGGAUAGAAGGAGCGUGUUACUUCCUACAUGAUCAUCCGCAUAGAGACAUUCAAUCUGCAGUUGACGAGCUCACUCAGAUGAUAGCGUCCGCUCAACAACCUGAUGGAUAUCUGAACAUCCAUUUCACCGUCGUCGAGCCAGGAAAACGAUUCACCAACAUACGCGACUUCCAUGAACUUUACAACGCAGGUCAUCUGAUCGAAGGUGCUCUGGCCCAUAAUCAACUCUACCAGAACGACGAUUUACUCAAGCCCCUCGUCAGGUAUGUCGAUCUUUUGUAUGACACCUUCGGGCCCAAUGAAGGACAACUACCCGGCUACCCUGGUCAUCCUGAAAUUGAGCUCGCCCUUCUUCGACUAUACCACCGGACGAAAAAUCCCAAGCAUCUUAGCUUAGCAAAAUACUUUCUUACGGAAAGAGGAAAGCUCAACGCCAAGGGCGAGCAUUAUUAUCACCUCGAAGCAAAGAGACGAGGCGAGGAGGGCUGGAUGAAGCCGUCUUUCUGGGGCCAGACCGAUGCCAUGUGGUACUAUCAAGCCCACAAACCCAUCAUGGAACAAGAGACCAUCGAGGGCCACUCUGUUCGCGCUAUGUAUCUCCUCACAGCAGCAUCGGACCUGGUACGGCUAGAAGACAACGCCAACAAGCCCCUGAAAGACGCCAUCUACAGAUUGUGGGACAAUAUGGUCCAAAAGAAAAUGUACAUCACCGGAGGAAUCGGCGCGAUCAAACAGUGGGAAGGCUUUGGUCCGGAUUACUUCCUCCCUCAGGGGACGGAUGAGGGUGGCUGUUACUCCGAGACGUGCGCUGCGAUUGGUGUCAUGAUGCUCGCCGAAAGGAUCUUGCAGUACGAUCUUGACCGACGAUUCAGCGACGUCAUGGAGUUGUGUCUCUACAACGCCAUGCUCACGUCCAUGUCCAGCGAAGGAACAAAGUUUACAUAUGUCAAUCAGCUUGCUUCCAGCGACAAGGACCUGUCGAAACGUGAGGAGUGGUUCACCUGUGCCUGCUGCCCACCUAACGUUCUGAGACUACUCGGACAAAUUGGUGGGUACAUUUAUUCCCAUUUUGAGGAGCAGAAGCAACUGAAUGUCCACCUGUAUAUCCCAAGUGAGACAAAAAUAAAGUCCGGUUGCCAGGAAACCAUCUUAAGUCAGAAGAGCAACUGGCCAUGGGACGGGCAAAUCGAAUUCGAGCUUCGUGGGGAAUCGUCGCAGCUCAGCGUUGGCCUCAGGAUCCCAGCAUGGAGCAAGAACUGGAAAGUAACGCCCUCGCCACCAACGACAACCCUCGAGAAAGGCUACCUCAUCCUACCUGCCGACUGGGUGUCCGCUCAUCCACGCUUCACACUCGACAUUGACAUCUCGCCCCGUUUCAUCGCUCCACACCCGUAUACGAACCAAGACACAGUCGCUGUGGCGCGCGGCCCAAUCGUAUACUGCGUUGAAGACAUAGACAACACUUGGGUCAAAGACCACUUCAAGAGCGUGCAGCUCGACCCUGCCAGCGCAUCUGUGCACGAGAAGUUUGUGACGGACGAGACCACGGGAGACUCUUACACGGCGCUUACCAUCACUAACGGCGCUCGAAUCCUUGACGUGGAUAGAAUAAAUGCGCAGCCGGGCCUUGACGUCGGUGAUUUGCAGAGUGAGGAAGGCUCACAGAGUGGUGUUCUUGACGAGUUGAAGUUUGUGCCGUAUUAUUUCCGAGCUAACCGUGGCGGAUCUGGGCAGGCGAGAGUGGGCUUGAAGAGGUGGCAUAGAUCGAAAUGA